Messenger RNA from Penaeus monodon (black tiger shrimp), 1206 nucleotides. RefSeq names its product probable palmitoyltransferase ZDHHC24. Gene Ontology annotation, molecular function: palmitoyltransferase activity. The coding region runs from base 71 to 1129 and encodes 352 amino acids. The record is from RefSeq and is a predicted model, not a curated record. The transcript is spliced from 5 exons. Lineage: Eukaryota; Metazoa; Arthropoda; Malacostraca; Decapoda; Penaeidae.
CAAUAGCCUUUAUCAGAAUAAAUCUUGUUCUCUAUUUGGUGUACGAUGAUACAGUUAUAUAGAUUACAUUAUGGCUUAUUUAUCCAUUGACUUUCAGGUUUUCAUUGUUGCUCCAACAAUAUAUAAUGCAACUCUCAGUGUUCUCCAUGGCAUUGCUGGAACUUUUAUUGUUGCCAACAUUAUUGGUAAUUUUGUUGCGAUUAUGCUUGUGGAUACUUCAACACAAGGAUUAUUACUGCCAUCACAGGUUCCAUCUGGUUGGCAUGUGUGUGCGGCAUGUGAAAGCACAGCCCCAGCUCGGUCACGUCACUGCAACACCUGCAAUGUGUGUGUCUUGAAGAAGGAGCACCAUUGUGUCUUCACGGGCUGUUGUGUGGGCCUCAAAAACCAUAGAUAUUUUUACAUUUUCUUAUUCUACAUGUGGGGAUCAACUUUAUAUUGUUCAUUCCUAAAUGCCUUCUUCAUUUGGCCACAUGUUGGAGGUUUCAGCAUGUGGGCAGUAGUGCGUCUACUCUUGCCUGGAGUGUGGAUCUUAUGGGAACCUUCUUUGGACACCCUUUAUGCCUUCUUGUUCUCGAUAAAUGUUAUUGGCUUCUUAUUCAUGACUGUUCUGAUCUUCUACUAUACGGGACUCCUUGUUACGAACACAACAACCUAUGAGAAUAAUAACCGGAAGGGACAGAAAUAUGAUCAUGGGACAGAACAUAACAUAAAGGUUACGCUUGGGGAACGUUGGUAUCUCACGUGGAUCUUCCCAACCAUUUCAUCCCCACUGACGUAUGAUGGCCUGGAUUGGUCUAACCAGAUCUCAAGCAGGAGUGUUAGACCUAAGACUAGUGUCGAAUUUUGCAUCCAGUUAGCAAGCUUUUCAACUCCCCUCCCCCUUUUAAAAAUGCCUUUUAGCUCUGGACUUCUCUUCCUUUACUUUCUCUGUCUGCCAUCUCAGUACUUUCCUUCUUCAUCAAACUGGACCAACGGCUCUCCUCAAGAAUGCCUUCAUGUGAUACUGGAGGAAGUCACACUACAAGCAACCACCCUGAGUAUAUAUUGGUCAAAACAUGAAAUAGCUGGACACCCUCCUAAACCAAUUUUGCAGUAUUUUAGAGGGGAACAGAUUUUUUUCCUUUGAAUGUGGACUUAUACUAUGCAUCCACUGUAUAAGCCUGUCUCUAACUUUUAGAGAAAAUAAAUGAAAUACAAUAUGAA